Octodon degus (degu) is the source of this 900-nucleotide messenger RNA. RefSeq names its product HRAS-like suppressor 3. Gene Ontology annotation, cellular component: cytoplasm. Lineage: Eukaryota; Metazoa; Chordata; Mammalia; Rodentia; Octodontidae. The record is from RefSeq and is a predicted model, not a curated record. Bases 173 to 727 code for a protein of 184 amino acids. Gene Ontology annotation, molecular function: glycerophospholipid phospholipase A1 activity; A2-type glycerophospholipase activity. The transcript is spliced from 6 exons. Gene Ontology annotation, biological process: N-acylphosphatidylethanolamine metabolic process.
GCGGGGCGGAGCCGUGCGGGGCGGAGCCGCGGAACCCUGCCUGUGGGGUUGCUUCUCUGGCUGCUGCCUACAGGGCAAGCCAUCCCUAAACGCACAGCUGGUAUUUCUGGCAUUUGCACCACUGACAGAGCGAAGUCGAUUCUGACUGCGAGGGUCCACAUCGCGAGCAGAGAUGCCCACGCCCACUGUCGGGAGGUCGAGUUGCCCUAGGAAAGCAAGGCACGAAGCUGAGACUUCUCUUCACCAAACCCAGCCAGAGCCCAAGCCUGGAGACCUGAUUGAGAUUUUCCGCCCUUUCUACAGACACUGGGCCGUCUACGUUGGCAAUGGAUAUGUGGUCCACCUGGCCCCCCCAAGUGAAGUCGCAGGAGCUGGUAUGGGCAGCAUCAUGUCCACCCUGACUGACAAGGCAGUCGUGAGGAAGGAGCUGCUGUGUGAUGUGGCUGGGAGUGACAAGUACCAGGUCAACAACAAACAUGACAACAAGUACUCACCACUGCCUCCAAGCAAAAUUGUGCAGCGGGCAGAGGAGCUGGUGGGGCAGGAGGUGUUAUACAAGCUGACCAGCGAGAACUGUGAGCACUUUGUGAACGAGUUGCGCUAUGGAGUUGCCCGCAGUGACCAGGUCAGAGAUGUUGUCAUGGCGGCAGGCAUUGCAGGAGUGGGCUUGGCAGCCAUGGGCCUCAUUGGAGUCAUGUUCUCAAGAAACAAGAAGCAAAAGCAAUAAGCUGAAAGGACUGUUCUGUCAGGAGUGACUAUACCUUAAGAAGUGGUCUUGUUUGGCUAGAGUUUGGGGUUUGGCUUAUGGAUUUCAUUCAUUCUUGUUUUAUAAUUAGGUUUAUUUUUACGGAAUAAAAUAAAGCACAAGAAGAGAGGAUUUUCUUGGGGAAAUGCAGCACA